Molecule: messenger RNA, 3750 nt
Organism: Grus americana (Whooping crane)
Lineage: Eukaryota; Metazoa; Chordata; Aves; Gruiformes; Gruidae
Gene: IGFBP3
Product: insulin like growth factor binding protein 3
Exons: 4
Coding region: 660-1526 (288 amino acids)
Biological process (GO): regulation of insulin-like growth factor receptor signaling pathway
Cellular component (GO): extracellular region
Molecular function (GO): insulin-like growth factor I binding; insulin-like growth factor II binding; fibronectin binding
Source: RefSeq, a predicted model, not a curated record
CGCAGAGUGGCGGGGAAGGGAGGCGUAUGGCAGGCGGCAAAGAGAAUAAAAAGAAGGGAACCUUGCUUUCUUAAUUUAUUUUUUUCCCUCUUUUUUUUUUUCUUCCCUCACCUCCGCUCUUUCUCCUUCUUUCUUUUCUGAAGCGUUUUUGGACUGUCUGGGUUUGGCUUUUUAAAUAUUUUUAAUUUUUUAUUAUUAUUAUUUUUAGAAGGCGUUUUAUUUUAUAAUUUUUUCCAGAGUGUUGUGUGUGGCAAAAAAAAAAAAAGUUAGUGUCGAGCCAAGUGAUUCAGGCGCUCUGCAGGGAGGAGGGGGGGGAAAGAAGAAAAAAGUUGCCUUUGUUGCUAGCGAGCUCUUAUUACCUUUACGUGAUUAAGGGCAGGCGGCUGAAGAGAGGGUCGGCGUGCGUGUGCCGGCAGCGCAGCUCUCCUGCCUCCCCGCGCUGGUAGGGGUACGAGCGGCUGGCGGCUCCUCUCCCCGCAGCCCCUCGGAGGCAGCGCGGGCUGUGCGCGUUGCUCCGCUCCGCUCCCCUCCGCCCGCGGCGGCCGCGCUCCCGAGGGCGAGCAGCGGCGUGUCCGUGCCCGCGCGGGGCUCUGCCCGUCCCGCUCCCCGGCCGGGGGUGCGCGGGGGCGCCUCCCGGCGGCCCCCCUCCGCCGGUUGCCAUGGUGCCGCGGCCCGGCGUGCUGUGGGCAGUGGCGGCGGCGGCGCUGGCGCUGCUGGUCCGGCGGGCGGCGGCGGCCGCGGCGCUGGCGGGGCCGGUGGUCCGCUGCGAGCCUUGCGACGCCCGGGCGCUGCAGCAGUGCAAGCCCCUGCAGCCCGACUGCGCCGAGCGGGUGCGGGAGCCGGGCUGCGGCUGCUGCCUCACCUGUGCCCUGCGCCAGGGGCAGCCCUGCGGCAUCUACACCGAGCGCUGCGGCGCCGGCCUCAGCUGCCAGCCGAGGCGGGAGGAGGCGCGGCCGCUGCAGGCGCUGCUGGAGGGCCGCGGGCUCUGCACCAACGCCACGGCGGGCGGCAAGCUGCGGACCUUUCUCCUGCCGGGACCGCACGCUGCAGGAAAUUCCAGUGAUUCAGAAGAAGACGACCGGAGCACCAGCAGCAUAGAAAAUCAGGCCAUCCCAAACUCUCACAGGGUGCCAGAUUCCAAAUCGCAUCCACCACACACCAAAAUAGAUAUCAUCAGGAAAGUGCAAGCCAAAAAUACGCAGCGCUAUAAAGUGGAAUAUGAUUCACAGAGUACAGAUACACUGAAUUUCUCUUCUGAAUCCAAACAAGAGACUGAAUACGGUCCCUGUCGUAGAGAAAUGGAAGACACUUUAAACCACCUAAAGAUCCUGAAUGUCUUGAGUCCCAGGGGUUUUCAUAUUCCAAAUUGUGACAAGAAAGGAUUCUACAAGAAAAAGCAAUGUCGCCCAUCCAAAGGCCGAAAGAGAGGUUACUGCUGGUGCGUGGAUAAAUAUGGACAGCCACUUCCUGGGUACGAUGGGAAGGGAAAAGGAGAUGUCCACUGCUAUAACCUGGAAAGCAAAUGAGGGCUGGGUGCCAGCUCUUCUGGCAUCUGUGCGUGGCCACUGGACCUCACAGAGACCUUGGAGGGGCUGGGCAAACACUGUGGACUGCGUUGUGCGUGGAGUAACGAGCUCUGCCUUUGUGGCCGAUGGGGAGUUGCAGCCUCUGUGGAUGCUGCUGCAGCUGCACCCCUCCACCGACACGCGUGGGACUUCCUAUAGGACUUGUAGGGAGCUCUGAAUUCCCACGUAAACCUGCACUAUUGAUACCCAGAGAGAGAGAAAAACAAAAGGCACUUCAGAAUGGAUUCAGGGAGUCUCCACUGACUUUUUAAAGAACGGCCUGUGACCAAUUUGAUCCCGAAAGAUACUGGUUUUUUAUUUUAAAGAAUUUAUAGAUUGUAAGCUUGUAAAAGUAUUAAAGCAAAAAAAAAAAAAAAAAGAAAAGGCAAAACAAAAAAACCAUGAGGAUUUAAAGGUUAAGCUUUUUUUACAGGUCUGACGGGAAACUUAUCUUCACGGGUAAAAAGUUUUAUAAAAAUCUCAAAGAACUUUUUAAAGAAACGUAUUUCUAAAAUAAAGACAUGGCUAUUUUUUCUGUAAAAUAUAUUAUGAAUAUUCUGUUAGUCUGUAUUUAAUAUAAUUGUUUUUUAAUAAACUUUAUUUAAAUGUAACGUGAAUACCAAAUACUACACCAUACUUCUAGUGUAUACUUCUGUAUGCAAGGAGAAAGUAAGGGUAUGGAAUGAUUUACAAAUAUGUAUAGAUCCAUAUGCAUACACACUGACCUAUUCUAGAUAAUAGAAAUGAAUUUGUGGAGCGAAGGAAGUGUUUUCAGAAGAUACUAAGUUUUGUUAUCUGAAGUAACUACAAAUACCAAGAUAAUAAUUUUUAAUUUUUUUAAAAUUAUUUUAUGUUAUUGGUAUUUGUAAUGUACCCAUCACUGAAUUAUGCCACUGGAAAGGAUAACAGUUGCACUGAAGCUCUUGGUAAAGCAUUCUUCUGUCUGUCCUUUGCUUCAGUUUGUGCAACAGAGCUUACAUUUCCUCCGUUUCCUGCUCACACUAAUAUACAAUAUUCAUGAACAAAAAAUUGCCAUUACAGUACCACCCUUUGAAUUUGCUUAUUUAUUUUGAAAAGCUGUAUCUAUUCUGUGUUGUCUUGGUACACUCUACCAAAGCACAUACUCUGUAUGAGGAACUCCUGUUUAAAACAAUGCUGACAAGAUGGGGGGAUCGUGGACCUGUGUGUUGAGACCCAUGCGCUUCAUUUACGCUGCACACAAUUGUUGCUUGCUUUGACUUUGGUAGAAAUUAUUUGCCUGCAUCUAAGCAUGGAACAAGAACCAUUGGGUUUAAAUAUUUAAACCAACUGUCUGCCAUGAUGUUACAUGCCCUUUUAAUCGGAAGAGAAGUGAUUUGGUUUUGUUCUGGUAUAUGAUGUUUUUGCAUAAGGAAGACUGGCAAUUUUUUUUUUUUUGAGGCUGAUGAUUGUUUACUGAACUUCAUGACAAAUUCUGUAUCACAAUGAAAUCUGGAUAAGGAAAGGUGGCCUGUGAAAUGUAACAUCUCUCUGGAAAGUAAUGCCAUAUUUUGUAUAUGUAUUUAUUUAUAUAUUUUAUAUAAAUAUUUUAUAUAUUUAUAUAAAUAUAUAAUAUAUUCUUAUAUUUGUCACUAUAAAUGUUUGAUGUCACUGUAGAAAAAUGACCCCAUCAACACUGUAAUUUCCUGUUGGGUUGGGAACUCUAUAUAGAGACUGAGGGCAGUGGGUUUCCAGCCAAUGGGGCCAGAGGUUGUGCUGAUGGAGGUGAGACCGCGGAGCCGAGGAGCCCGUACCUCUCCCAUCCCACAAAUUACAACCACCUUUGUUCCUGCCAGGAAUGGCAAAUGUCUUGAAACUCUGACAUGGAAAAGUUUGGAUAUGCAGUUUGCCAGGAUCGAGACAAUCACCGUAAAUUAGAUAUUUAAAGCCUUAGCAUUAAAUGUAUUCACUGAACAGCCCUGUGUGCAUUCUGCACAUUUUUCUAAUUUCUAUCUAAUUAAAUGAGUUCACAUCAUCAUUAAAACUGAAAUUUUUUAACCUUAGAGUAAGAAAAAAAGUAUACAUGAAGUGAUGCUUACUCCAGGCUAAUACAGAUUUCCUGACAGAUGGUUACAGAAAGCUUUGUGAGGUGAAGAUUUAUUGCAAUAUUUUUAUUGCUAAUGCAAAUGUAAUGCCUGCAAAGAUUUGUUGGCAAAAAAAAUAAAUG